CAGUCGCGCUCUAGCCGCCCUGGAGCCCGCGCGUGUUGUGUGUGUGUGCGAAAUGUUGCCGGCAACAAGCUGGCCGCAGUGAGACAACAGCUUCAGAUAUGCUCCAGUCGUUAUUACAGCCCAGAGAUAAUCAGCGGUCCAAAAUGAUUGGCGCUAUGCCAGCAGUUGCUGUGCGCCAUGAACGCCGGCGAGCUGAGAAGAGGGGCACAGGGGGGCGCCGGCCCUCCCAGCUGCCCCUCCAGAUGGGGCGAAUGCCAGACAUGGACGCCACUCCGUCCCCGGACACCCACCGUCUGAGGAACGAGCUCUAUGUGUGUGGGAAGGUGAGUGAGGUGGCAGCACUACACGCCGUGGUGGGCUCCCUUCUCCUGGGCAUCGUGGUGCUGGUGGUGGGGCUAGUGCAGCUGUCGCCGGGGGCGGAGGCCGCGCAGCACCGCUACUACCUGAUGGGGGCUGGUGCGGCCAUGGUGGGGGCUGGCGUGCUGGGAGCUGUGCUGAGGUGCAUCUGCCUACACUGGUACAACCGCAAAUUCCGCGAGGAAGAAGAGGAAGAAGAACAACACCAGGCCCAGAAGAACGUCGUCAGCGUAGUGGAGAGUGGUCAUGCCCACGCCCACACCCACACCCACACCCAUGGCCAUGACAAAGCCCACGCGCAUGACAAAGCCCACGCGCACCACGAGAAGCCCAAGCUCAAGACUCAGGCCAGCGUGGGCAAAGACUUCGACCUGAUAAAGCAGCCUUCGGCCGCCAGCGACACCUAAGACCCGACCAGUAGUUUAAGCGUUCAUGUGCCGCUUGAGUGGCGCGGCGGCCAUCUUGUUUUUUAUCUGUCAUGCCUGUCAAAAUGGCGAUUUUGUUUGCAACGCAAUUACGCGAAAUCUCUGAUAUUCCGAAUUUAGCAGGCAUUGUAUUAGUUUGGGCAUUUGUGCAAUUAUCAUAUAUUUUAUUAUUUUUGCUUGUUUUCGUCUUUGAUGUUUUUUUUGAACUAGUCAUUUCUUCCCUUGUGGAUAACCUGUUACUUAAUUUAUAAGUUAUGUUGGUGAAUGGGCCGCCGCGAGUUUGCGUGUGUGAAUGCGGUGAACGAACGUAGAUACGCGUGACUGUCACUCGAUAUCGAGCGACUAGUGUUUGUAUUUUAUGUACUUAUUUUAAGGAUAUACCAUUUUGGUUAAUAAUCCUGAAUGUAUGUGAUUCUCAUUAGCGUUAACCAUUAAUUGGAAGCUUGUUUUUGAUAUGCGGGCGUGUGACUUGUCUGGAGACAUCCAGACCUCGUAUUUUCCAUACUCUUUUAAUUUAACUUCAACUUUACGAGGUUAUUUAGUUCCUGAUCAGUUUUUAUACCCGAAUAUCAUAAACAGGCAAUAUUUAAUCCCUACCACUUCUUGUACAUAUACAUUAUAUGGUACAGUUUAUUACAUAUCAUUUUGAUUAGUACCUACCCUUAAACCACCCCGUAGUUGACACAUCUCUGAUUUAGUUUACUCAUAACUAUCACCCUAUUCUAAGUAUCAAAAUUUUAACUACGUUUUGCGGCGUUGCUUUAAUAUAUUUUUGAGAUGUUUACAAAAUUUAAUCCCAAAUAUUAAUUGCUUAAUUUUAAAUUUAUAAUGGAAUUUUAAAUCGGAAACUACGGACCACAUUUAAAAAUAUAUUAAAAAGCAUCCGAUAAAACAAAAUUAACAGCUAAAAUGUAUAAAGGAGAUUAUCUAAAAUUUUAAUUAAACCUUUUUAUUAAAACUCUACCGUCCGUUAAAACAGAAUGUUA
Molecule: messenger RNA, 1768 nt
Organism: Ostrinia furnacalis (Asian corn borer)
Lineage: Eukaryota; Metazoa; Arthropoda; Insecta; Lepidoptera; Crambidae
Exons: 5
Coding region: 99-764 (221 amino acids)
Source: RefSeq, a predicted model, not a curated record